AAAGAAGAAAAAGGAACAGCUACCUCCUGUUGUCUCUGCGAGUGGGCGACGAGCAGGAGAUCGGAGCGAGAGACCCACCCGAGUCCAGCGCCGAAACACCUGCGCCCUGCCCGGCAUACGAGCGGAUGCCGUGCUGCUUGCUCCCCCGUUCGUCUCCGCAAGAACCAUGGGCGCCCCGACCACGUCGCGCGCACCGGCCCAUCCAUCCCCUUUAUAAAACCGCUCCUCCCACUGCUCCGCUCUGUCCUCUCUGAUCCGCUCCCCCCCACGUCUCGGAGAAAUUCGCCGCGUAACCCAGAGAUCCGCAUCCACUGAGCCGAAAUGGCGCUGUCCACGGCGAAGACGAACGCCGGCGAGUCCCUGCACUGCUCCACCUUCGCGUCGCGCUACGUGCGCACCGCGCUCCCGAGGUUCAAGAUCCCGGAGCAAUCGAUCCCCAAGGAGGCGGCGUACCAGAUCAUCAACGACGAGCUGAUGCUGGACGGGAACCCGCGGCUGAACCUGGCGUCCUUCGUCACCACGUGGAUGGAGCCCGAGUGCGACAAGCUCAUCCAGGCCUCCAUCAACAAGAACUACGUCGACAUGGACGAGUACCCCGUCACCACCGAGCUCCAGAACCGGUGCGUCAACAUGAUCGCGCACCUCUUCAACGCCCCGAUCGGCGACGACGAGACGGCCGUCGGCGUGGGCACCGUCGGCUCCUCGGAGGCAAUCAUGCUGGCCGGGCUGGCGUUCAAGCGGAAGUGGCAGAACAAGAUGAAGGCGGCGGGGAAGCCCUACGACAAGCCCAACAUCGUCACCGGCGCCAACGUCCAGGUGUGCUGGGAGAAGUUCGCGCGCUACUUCGAGGUGGAGCUCAAGGAGGUGAAGCUCAGGGAAGGCUACUACGUCAUGGACCCCGAGAAGGCCGCCGAGAUGGUCGACGAGAACACCAUCUGCGUCGCCGCCAUCCUCGGCUCCACGCUCAACGGCGAGUUCGAGGACGUCAAGAUGCUCAACGACCUGCUCGCCGCCAAGAACGCCGAGACGGGGUGGGACACUCCGAUCCACGUGGACGCGGCGAGCGGCGGCUUCAUCGCGCCGUUCAUCUACCCGGAGCUGGAGUGGGACUUCCGGCUGCCGCUGGUGAAGAGCAUCAACGUCAGCGGCCACAAGUACGGCCUCGUCUACGCCGGCGUCGGCUGGGUCAUCUGGAGGAGCAAGGAGGACCUCCCCGACGAGCUCAUCUUCCACAUCAACUACCUCGGCGCGGACCAGCCCACCUUCACGCUCAACUUCUCCAAAGGGUCUAGCCAGAUCAUCGCGCAGUAUUACCAGCUCAUCCGUCUCGGAUUUGAGGGGUACAAGGACGUGAUGCAGAACUGCCGCGACAACGCGACGGUGCUCCGGGAGGGCAUCGAGAAGAUGGGCUACUUCGACGUGGUGUCCAAGGACUCGGGCGUGCCGCUGGUGGCCUUCUCCCUCAAGGACACCUCCAAGUACACGGUGUUCGAGGUGGCCGAGAGCCUCCGCCGCUUCGGCUGGAUCGUCCCGGCCUACACCAUGCCCGCCGACGCCGAGCACGUCGCCGUGAUGCGCGUCGUCAUCCGCGAGGACUUCAGCCGCAGCCUCGCCGAGCGGCUUAUCGCCGACCUGGGCAAGACCAUGGCGGACAUGGACGCGCACGCCGGGAAGAAGGCGGGCCACGACCACCCGGCCAAGAAGUCGGUGCACGAGAUCGAGAAGGAGGUCACCACCUUCUGGAAGAGGCUCGUCGCCAAGAAGAGGAGCAGCAUGGUGUGCUGAUGCACGACGUGCGGACGCCGCCGCGGCUGCGCCGGAAUAACAUUCGAGCUGCUCUCACUCCAAUCUCGAGCUUUGUUCGUCUUCUCCAUUUUUUGUUUCUUCUUUUUUCCCCGUAUGUGCAUUUGAUUUGAGGUCUGAUUUUGUUCGGUUCGAUCUGUGCGCGCUUCGUCGCGCCAGUUGACGAGAAAGAUUGUAACCUGAAGGGAUAUAUAGGCAUAUGGACACAUGUCAAGUUGAGAAGCUUUGUUGGCUUUCCAU
Molecule: messenger RNA, 2043 nt
Organism: Setaria italica (foxtail millet)
Lineage: Eukaryota; Viridiplantae; Streptophyta; Magnoliopsida; Poales; Poaceae
Product: glutamate decarboxylase
Exons: 5
Coding region: 322-1785 (487 amino acids)
Biological process (GO): L-glutamate catabolic process
Cellular component (GO): cytosol
Molecular function (GO): pyridoxal phosphate binding; glutamate decarboxylase activity
Source: RefSeq, a predicted model, not a curated record